AGUGUCCUGUCAUGUCCCUCUCCGCAGGAUCAUGGCUGAGAUGCAGGCACUAGUGGAGCGCUUGGAGCGGGUCGUGGUUCGGCUGGAGACUGUGGCCGGUUCUGGGCAUGGCGAGGCAGGAGAUUGUGCUGCGUCCGGAGACGUGGCUGCAUUCGUGGAGGGGUAUGACUGCCUGCUGUCAGGCCCCGUGGCCGAGUACUACUCCCACAGCCAGCAGAUAGGGGGCGAUGUCCUGAAACACGCUGAGAUGGUGAAGCUGGCUCUGAACUCACAGAGAGCACUGCUGCUGAAGGCCUCGCAAUGCCAGAAACCGUCGGAGAGCGAGCUGGCUGUGCUGCUCAAACCCGCCUCCACUCAGAUCCAGCAGAUCCAGGAGUUCCGGGAGCAGAACCGGAGCAGCAAGCAGUUCAACCACUUGUCAGCUGUGAGCGAGAGCAUCCCUGCGCUGGGCUGGGUCGCCAUGAGCCCCAAGCCUGGCCCCUUUGUGAAGGAGAUGAAUGACGCUGCCAUGUUCUACACCAAUCGCGUCCUCAAGGAGUUCAAAGACACGGAUAAGAAGCAUGUGGACUGGGUGAAGGCGUACCUGAGCAUCUGGUCUGGACUGCAGGCUUACAUCAAGGAGCACCACACCACGGGCCUGGCCUGGAGCAAGACAGGUCCCAAGGCCUCUCCUGCCCCUCCAUCUGCUUGUGGAGCCCCGCCCCCUCCUGGCCCGCCCCCUCCUCCUGCUCCAGUCAAAUCCUCAUCCGGGGCCAGUGAGGACCGCUCCUCCCUCUUCGCAGAGAUCAACAAGGGUGCCAACAUCACCAAGGGUCUGAAGCACGUCAGCGAUGAUCAGAAGACCCACAAGAACCCGGCUCUGAAAGCCCAAGGGAGUUCGGUCCGCAGCGGUCCCAAGCCCUUCAUCACCUCCAAACCAGCUGUCGCCACGAACAAACCGGCAGCCAAGAAAGAGCCACCCGUGCUGGAGCUGGAUGGGAAGAAGUGGAGAGUGGAGCACCAGGAGAAUGCGCAGGGGCUGGUGAUCAGUGACACGGAGCUCAAGCAGGUCGUCUACGCCUUCAAGUGCACCGGCAGCACCCUGCAGAUCAAGGGCAAGAUCAACUCCAUCACCCUGGAUAACUGUAAGAAGCUGGGGCUCGUGUUUGAUGACGUGGUCGGGAUUGUGGAGGUGAUCAACUGCAAGGAUGUCAAGAUCCAGGUCCUGGGGAAGGUCCCCACCAUCUCCAUCAACAAGACAGACGGCUGCCACGUGUACUUGAGCCCCUCCUCCUUGAGCUGCGAGUUGGUGAGCGCCAAGAGCUCCGAGAUGAAUGUGCUGGUGCCUGGCGAGGGCGGAGAGUUUACGGAGCUGCCGGUUCCGGAGCAAUUCAAGACGGUGUGGAACGGCAGCAAGCUGGUCACCACGGCAACAGAGAUUGCAGGAUAGAGGGGGACACCCCCUCCCCCUCCCCCCUCCCCCCGUCCCCAAACAACCAACCACAGAGUGGCACAGCAUUCAUUGGCUUCUGUCAUCAAAUCGGAGAACAGCUUGUUUUUUAAUCUGCAUUCCUUCAUCCAAUCAAAAAGCAGCUUUCUCUAAUGGACAUUCCUACAUCCAAUCACGGAUCUCUCUCUCUUUGGAGGGUGGGGACUGGGAGGUAUACUAUCCAAUCUGCUGUCUCUGUGUCGGGGGGCGAGGGGAGGAUAUGUGUACUCAGAUAUGCAACUGCACAUUACACCUCGCCUGUCAUUCCUUUACAAUCAUUAAUCGAGUCAUUCCUUCAUUAGAAGAAGAAUAAUAAAGAAAAUGCUUCUUUCAUGUUUUUUUGAUUAUGUUCAAGUCUCCCUGGACUGGAGGGGGUUUCUGUGUGAUUUUAGCCUCGUUUCAGCGCUGCUCUGCGGGAAGCAGACUGGCUUUGUGGUGGCUAUAACAGAUGCAGCCUGGACUGCGCAUGCGCUGGAUUGCCUGCUCUUUCUUUCUGCUCUUUGAUUUCAGAGUCCGGUUGAAUCUCAGCGGCACGCACAUGCAGCACUUCAAUUAUUAUUUUUUUUGUUCAGCUUCUUAAAAGCAGAAACGGACGAGCCAGGCUUUCGGAAUGUUUCGAGAGCGAAGGCGUUUUCAGAGCGGUUUGUGCAGUAGUGGAGAUGAUAUUGAUAUUAAUGAUAUUAAAUGUUUGUGUGGCGUCUGCCGCAGGAAUAACACUGCGAUCGUGCGGGCAGCUCCAGUGUGAUUCUGCUGGGUUAGAUCUGGGUUAGCGGGUGUUCGUUUAACGGUUUGCAGUUCAGAUCUGUUUGUGGCGAGGUAGGUUACCGAGGAGAGCUUGAGUUUGAAAUCGAGGGACCGGAGCGCUUUUAUUGUUCAUAAUUACUUACCGAUCACUUAACAUUCCUUUAUUUUAUUAAAAUAUAUCAGAAUUGGGGAGAGAGAGAGGAGGGGGG
This is a messenger RNA of Polyodon spathula (Mississippi paddlefish), 2421 nucleotides long. RefSeq names its product CAP, adenylate cyclase-associated protein 1 (yeast) (gene cap1). Gene Ontology annotation, cellular component: cytoplasm. The coding region runs from base 32 to 1429 and encodes 465 amino acids. Gene Ontology annotation, biological process: cytoskeleton organization; cell morphogenesis; regulation of adenylate cyclase activity. The record is from RefSeq and is a predicted model, not a curated record. NCBI's taxonomy places the organism in Eukaryota, Metazoa, Chordata, Actinopteri, Acipenseriformes, Polyodontidae. Gene Ontology annotation, molecular function: adenylate cyclase binding; actin binding. The transcript has 12 exons.